AUGACUACUGAAGGAGCUAGCUUGUAUCCCUCUCUUGAGAACCGCCCUGUAAAGAGCACCGUAUGCCUGUUCGACGUCGAUGGCACUCUGACUCCUGCCAGACAGGGUGUCUCCCCUGAAAUGCUACAGCUCCUCUCUCAGCUCCGACACAAGUGUGCCAUUGGCUUCGAUUGUCCUCCAUUAACGACCCUUUCCAUCGGCCAGGUUGGAGGCUCCGAUCUUGUCAAACAACAAGAACAACUGGCUACUCCAGCUACAAACGUCACAUCCCUAUUCGACUUUUGCUUUGCUGAAAACGGUCUUACGGCCUUCAGACUUGGAAAGCCAAUGUCGAGCAACAGCUUCAUCCAAUGGCUCGGAGAGGAGAAGUAUCAGAAUCUAGUCAACUUCGUACUUGGAUAUCUAUCUAAGUUGACCCUGCCAAAGAAGAGAGGCACCUUCAUGGAGUUCCGAAACGGAAUGGUCAACAUUAGCCCUAUUGGGAGGAAUGCUUGUGUAGAUGAGAGGAAUGAGUUUGAGAAUUAUUCUAUUGGAGGACAAAUCUCGUUUGAUGUCUUCCCCACUGGCUGGGACAAGACCUACUGUCUUCAACAUAUCGAAGCUGAGAAGUCUAUUUCUGGAGUUGAAUAUACUACCAUCCACUUCUUCGGAGACAAGUGCUUUGAAGGUGGAAAUGAUUACGAGAUCUUCAGUGACAAGCGAACCAUUGGUCACUCUGUUUCUGGGCCACAAGAUACCAUGAAGUUGCUUAAGGAGUUGUUUGGUUUGUAA
Messenger RNA from Microsporum canis CBS 113480, 771 nucleotides. RefSeq names its product eukaryotic phosphomannomutase. Gene Ontology annotation, molecular function: phosphomannomutase activity. Gene Ontology annotation, biological process: protein N-linked glycosylation; GDP-mannose biosynthetic process; mannose metabolic process. Lineage: Eukaryota; Fungi; Ascomycota; Eurotiomycetes; Onygenales; Arthrodermataceae. The record is from RefSeq and is a predicted model, not a curated record. The coding region runs from base 1 to 771 and encodes 256 amino acids. Gene Ontology annotation, cellular component: cytosol. The transcript is spliced from 4 exons.